This is a messenger RNA of Penicillium manginii, 657 nucleotides long. Its product is annotated as putative GPI anchored protein. Bases 1 to 657 code for a protein of 218 amino acids. The transcript has 2 exons. NCBI's taxonomy places the organism in Eukaryota, Fungi, Ascomycota, Eurotiomycetes, Eurotiales, Aspergillaceae. The record is from RefSeq and is a predicted model, not a curated record.
AUGAAAAUCGAAACCCUGACCCUCCUCGCUCUGGCCAGUACAGCCACUGCGCACUUCCAUCUCGUCUCACCACCAUCUCGCGGGUUCAAUGCAGACACAAUGUCCAAUUUUCCCUGUGGCGGUCUAUCCCAAAUGACCGACAGAGCAAAGGUUCCCCUCUCAGGCUCAAUUCCCAUCGACCUGAAGCUAGGCCACACCCAAACAGCUUUAACCGUCCUCCUCGGCCUGGGAAAUGACCCGGACACAAACUACAAUAUCACCCUCCACCCAACCUUCGGUGUGCAGGGUGCCGGUGAAUUCUGCCUUGCAGAUGUUGAGUACAAUGCAAAGAUUCUUGGCGUGAAUGUCGUCAAUGGUAUGAAUGCGACCCUGCAGGUGCAGUCGAAUGGCGAUCCUUCGGGUGGUCUUUAUGCGUGCGCCGAUAUUCAGUUUGUUUCGAACGCUACCCUCGACAAGUCCUCUUGCUCCAAUGAUACCAAGCUCCAGGCCGUUGAUUUUACGGGCGACUCGGCCAAACGCACGGCGAAUGUCUCUACUGCCUCGGGUACUGCACAGGGAUCUGGGUCCAGUUCCAAAGAAAAUAGUGGACAAGGAUUGGAACUUGCUUCGUGGGGUGUUUUCGGUGCGGCCUUGCUGGGUGCUUUUGCGCUCAUAUAG